AAUUUGGCCGAAUCUUGGGAGUGUACCUGGUGUGGGGUGACGGUUCUUAACCAACCGUUUAACUGGGUAAAGUUCUCACCAUAUAUUGAGCGUAGUAAAACACGCCUUCCUCUAUUAGCUCCACCCGAAGACUCGUAGAGUUAUUUUCGGGGUCAAACGUUGAAUUAUCCUAUUUCAAAAGUGGAGCAACAAGAGGAACACGUUCAACAGCACUGAUGACAAAGAGAGCGUCAUCGCAGCUGACCAUUGAAGUGAUAUCCCCUUAUUUUACUCAAAGCAUUCAAACAGCGUCCAAGAAACUUGGUGUAUGUUGCACACUGCUUAAAAAGAUUUGCCGGAAAUACGGCAUCACUCGUUGGCCUUAUAGAAAAAUUCAAAGUAUCGAGAGAUCGAUUCAACAGACAAAGGAGCGACUGCAAUUCUUGGAACAAUACGUCGCUCAAGAAAAAAAUGGAAACGCAUAUAAUGAAAUGUUGAAAUUGCGAACCGAACUUUUCGAAUUGGAGCGAAAAAGAGAGUCGUUGUUGAGGCCGGAUAAAAGUUUGAUCAAUCCUUAUAGCUUGGAACCCAAUUACUUGAUAUCUUUGAAUGCAAAGGAAUUGGAGUCAUUGGAGAAAAAUUCUUCUUUAUGGUCACAUUCAGCUACACAAGAGACAGCUCAACAUAGAAGAACUAUGGUGGAAGAGUAUACAGACCAUUCUGGAAAUAUGCGCCCAUUAUCGCCUAUUUUGUCUUUGGAUAGCUCGGAACCUGAGUGCAGUGCACAUUCGUCCUCUUGUUAUAGUCGUCCCAUGUCUCGGUUUCCCAAAUGUGAAGGGUUUGAAGACUAUGACUCAGUGAGGCUUCCACUCGAAGUAACAAGUGAAGUAACCGCAUAUUCGGAGGCUGAUUCACCAUUGAAAAGGAAUAAUUUGAUUGUGAGCAAUACUUCUCUUGAGUAUCAUCAAGACUCUUCUUAUGAAUUGCCUGGUUGGAACAUGCAAUGGGGGAGGGACUCCGUACCCUCCGGUAAGAUUCAAGAGGAUAUGAGAUUACAACAAACAGGUUCUUGCGAGAAACUUCCACGUUAUGUAAUGCAUGAAGACUUUUCGCAUUCUCCUGCAACGGAUGAAGAUCCUCGACUCGCAAACCGAUUUCUGCAAUUGCCAUUGAAUUCGAGAGAUACGUUGUGGAAUAGAAUGAGAGCUUUUGGAACUUUGAACAAUGUUCCUGACAGAGAGAAUUGUGUGAAAAAUAUGAAACCAUUUAGUGGUAUGGAAGGUCAAACGAUGUAUAAUACCUUCCCAGAUGAUAUGAUAUUAUCUCACGUGACUAGUACGGAUGACAUGAGCACGAUCGAUGAAAACAUGUCAUAUAGUGGGGGAUAUGAGAAAAGAAAGCCGAUGAAACAAGAUAUGGGUAUUUUUGAAGGUUCUUGGGAAAGUGCACAUAUACAGAAGACUUUGUCCAGUGUAUAUCGACGUAUGGAACAUUUGGAGCAGGAAAACCAGCGACUUCGAUCCAAGCUAAGUCGUUUGUUGGCAAGCUUUCCUGUACAGACCGAAGAGACUAAGGGGGAACAAGGUAGUUUUUACAAGGGGUUUCCUUCAAACCAGAAUACCCUCAUGACUGGAAUGUAUGGUGGUGAUAUGUUGGAAAGAAGCUAAGAAGCAUAUCAGAGUAAAACCUGGUUGGGUUGGUCAGAAUACGUUCCGAGGUUCUUCUGGCUUUUGUCAAUCCCGUGUAUUCUUAGUAUAUGUAAGCAAAACCUUUAGGUUUUGUAGAUAUGUCCGUUUGCAGCUGUGACUCAAUGUUAGUCAUUGCUGAAGUGAGGUGUAUUUAAAAAUUAAAAAUCAUUUCUUGUCA
Galdieria sulphuraria is the source of this 1845-nucleotide messenger RNA. RefSeq names its product transcription factor. NCBI's taxonomy places the organism in Eukaryota, Rhodophyta, Bangiophyceae, Galdieriales, Galdieriaceae. The record is from RefSeq and is a predicted model, not a curated record. Gene Ontology annotation, molecular function: DNA-binding transcription factor activity. The coding region runs from base 216 to 1646 and encodes 476 amino acids. The transcript is spliced from 5 exons.